Molecule: messenger RNA, 870 nt
Organism: Meriones unguiculatus (Mongolian gerbil)
Lineage: Eukaryota; Metazoa; Chordata; Mammalia; Rodentia; Muridae
Product: zinc finger protein 120-like
Exons: 3
Biological process (GO): regulation of transcription by RNA polymerase II
Molecular function (GO): RNA polymerase II cis-regulatory region sequence-specific DNA binding; DNA-binding transcription factor activity
Source: RefSeq, a predicted model, not a curated record
UUCAAUGAUGUGCAUGUGAAAUUCAGCCAAGAAGAGUGGGCUUUGCUGGAACCUUCCCAGAAGCAACUCUACAAAGAUGUGAUGUUAGAGACCUGUAAAAACCUCACUGCUAUAGGCUACAAUUGGGAAGAUUAUAAUGAAGAACAUUUUCAAAGUUCUACAAGUAAUAAAAGGCAUGAAAGCAGUCAUACUGGAGAGAAACCUUCUAAAUGCACUGUAUGUGGUAAAGUCUUCCCCUAUACCACUGAUCUCAUACGGCAUAAAAGAACACACACUGGAGGGAAACCUUAUAAAUGUAACCUAUGUGGUAAAGCCUUUUCACAAAACAGUCAUCUCAUAAGCCAUAAAAGAACACAUACUGGAGAGAAACCUUAUGAAUGUAACCAGUGUGGUAAAGCCUUUGCACAAAACAGUCAUCUCAUAAGACAUAAAAGAACACACACUGGAGAGAAACCUUAUGAAUGUAACCAGUGUGGUAAAGCCUUUGCACAAAACAGUACUCUCUUAAGCCAUAAAAGAACACACACUGGAGAGAAACCUUAUGAAUGUAACCAGUGUGGUAAAGCCUUUGCAGAAAACAGUCAUCUGGCAAGCCAUAAAAGAACACACACUGGAGAGAAACCUUAUGAAUGUAACCAGUGUGGUAAAGCCUUUGCAAAAAACAGUCAUCUCAUAAGCCAUAAAAGAACACACACUGGAGAGAAACCUUAUGAAUGUAACCAGUGUGGUAAAGCCUUUGCACAAAACAGUGCUCUCAUAAGCCAUAAAAGAACACACACUGGAGAGAAACCUUAUGAAUGUAACCAGUGUGGUAAAGCCUUUGCACAAAAUAGUACUCUCUUAAGCCAUAAAAGAAGACACACUGGAGAG